AUGUCAUCCCAGCCACCAUCCAAUCACGAAGAAGAAGAAGCUGGUGCUCCUAACAUCCACCUGCAAGAUCACACCUAUGCCCGACAGUUGCCUGUAGUUCAGAUUCAGCCCCAGCAGGAAGAAGAUAGAAACGCCCAAGAAGAUGGAAUAGCACCUGAUGAAGAAGAAGCUCCAGUACAUGAUGAAGAACAAGAAGAUGGACCAGCAUCUGAUGAAGACCAAAACAACGGACCACAAGACCUUGUCAUAUAUGCAGAACCAAAAACAUACAGAACAAUCCCCGGCAUUAGACUCAACUCAAAAUUUUAUUUUGAUUCAAUAAUUGUCGAAAAUCGGCAAUGCAGAAAGUACACACGAGUAUUGUCAGUACAAUAA
Macrosiphum euphorbiae (potato aphid) is the source of this 375-nucleotide messenger RNA. The record is from the annotation of a GenBank genome assembly. Lineage: Eukaryota; Metazoa; Arthropoda; Insecta; Hemiptera; Aphididae.